AUGCAGGAAGCGCCAGCUGCGCUGCCCACAGAGCCUGGCCCCAGCCCCGUACCCGCCUUCCUCGGCAAGCUAUGGGCGCUGGUGGGCGACCCCGGCACGGACCACCUGAUCCGCUGGAGCCCGAGUGGGACCAGCUUUCUCGUAAGCGAUCAGAGCCGCUUCGCCAAGGAAGUGCUGCCCCAGUAUUUCAAGCACAGCAACAUGGCGAGCUUUGUACGCCAACUCAACAUGUAUGGUUUUCGGAAAGUAGUGAGCAUUGAGCAGGGUGGCCUGCUCAGGCCAGAGCGUGACCACGUCGAGUUCCAGCAUCCAAGCUUUGUGCGUGGCCGCGAGCAGCUACUGGAGCGAGUGCGCCGCAAGGUGCCAGCGCUGCGUGGCGAUGAUGGUCGCUGGCGUUCUGAAGACUUGGGUCGACUGCUGGGAGAAGUGCAGACUUUGCGGGGAGUGCAAGAGAGCACCGAGGCGAGACUGCGGGAGCUCAGACAGCAGAACGAGAUUUUGUGGCGAGAGGUGGUGGCACUGAGGCAGAGCCACGGGCAGCAGCACCGGGUCAUCGGCAAGCUAAUCCAAUGCCUCUUUGGGCCACUUCAGGCCGGGCCCAGCAACGCAGGAAUAAAGAGGAAGCUGUCCCUGAUGCUGGAUGAGGGGAGCUCCUGCCCAACAUCUACUAAAUUCAAUGCCUGCUCCCUACCUGGUGCCUUCCUGCAGGACCCCUACUUUAUCCAGUCGCCCCUGCCAGAGACUACUUUGGGCCUUAGCCCUCACAGGGCCAGGGGCCCCAUCAUCUCUGACAUCCCAGAAGACUCUCCGUCCCCUGAAGGGCCCAGGCUUUCUCCCUCCAGUGGUGGCAGAAGGGAGAAGGGCCUGGCACUGCUCAAAGAAGAGCCGGCCAGUCCAGGGGGGGAUGGCGAGGCCGGGCUGGCCCUGGCCCCAAACGAGUGUGACUUCUGCGUGACAGCCCCCCCACCGCUGCCUGUGGCUGUAGUGCAAGCCAUCCUGGAAGGGAAAGGGAGCUUCAGCCCCGAGGGGCCCAGGAGUGCCCACCAGCCUGAAUCAAGGGAGCCAAGGGAGGUGCCUGACAGGGGACCUCUGGGCCUGGAGCGAGGGAAUCGGAGCCCAGAGAGUCUGCUGCCUCCAAUGCUAUUCCGGCCUCCUGAAACUGUGGAACCUGCAGCACCCCUUGAUGUGCUGGGCCCCAACCUCCAAGGGCGAGAAUGGACCCUAAUGGACUUGGACAUGGAGCUCUCCCUGAUGCAGCCCUUGGUUCCUGAGAGGGGUGAGACUGGGCUGGCUGUCAAGGAGUUGCAUUCUCCUGGUGCAGGGAAAGACCACACGCUGGGGACCCCCCUCCUGCUGGAUGUCCAGACGGAUUUGGGAGGGGCAGCCCUUGCUGUGCCUGGGGCUUUAGCCAUUUACAACACCUCUGAGAGCCGGGCCCUCUACCUGGACCCAAAUACCAGUCCCUCAUCCCCCUGAGACCUCACAUCUCUGAAAAGGGACCAGCUCGCAGUGGCACACCUUUAGGGUUCCUGGCAUCCCUGGAGGAGUAAGCAACGCCUCCAGUAUUCGGCAGCCUCUCUCCACUACCCCAGCGAGUUCUGCACAUAAACUGCAACUUUUUUCUC
Molecule: messenger RNA, 1625 nt
Organism: Jaculus jaculus (lesser Egyptian jerboa)
Lineage: Eukaryota; Metazoa; Chordata; Mammalia; Rodentia; Dipodidae
Gene: Hsf4
Product: heat shock transcription factor 4
Exons: 13
Coding region: 1-1476 (491 amino acids)
Biological process (GO): regulation of DNA-templated transcription
Molecular function (GO): DNA-binding transcription factor activity; sequence-specific DNA binding
Source: RefSeq, a predicted model, not a curated record